AUGACUAGUCACUUAUUGCAUAUUUGUAAUGUAUUAUUUAUAUUAGUAUUAACUUCGGCCCAUAAAAAUUGUUUUGAAGAAUCAAAUCAUAUAAACUAUCUAUUUUUGAAUGAUAUGUCUCAAAUAAAAAUUCCAUUAUUACCACUUGAUUGUAUUUAUUGUCAAUCAGCAUAUCAAGUUGAUAUUCAACUUAUUGAUGAACAAUUCUUUGGUAAUCGUACAAUACAACGUAUAAAAAUAUUUUUAAAAAAUUUUGAAAUUGAAGAUUUAUCUUAUAUUUGUCUUAUAAAUAUUUGUCCAAUUAUAGUUGAAUAUGGAAGUAAUUCAAUUCAAUUAAAUAUAACAUCAUCAUUAUUUUCACAUGUUUUUCUUUCAUUCAUAUAUUUGAAUUCUUAUAAUUAUUCAAUUAUAUGUUCAAUACAAACACGUUUUGCUAUAUAUUCAUUAAAUCAAUUUUUAAUAUGUACAGAAAAAAUUUAUCUUCAUCCACGGUUAAAUAUUCAAAUCAUAGGACAAUUAUUAAUUUAUGAUUGUCGUGCAUAUUUAUUUGAAGAAAAUAUUUAUCAAACAAGUAUAAAAUUUCAUCGAAAAAAUUUUCCUUCAAAUAAUCAAAUAACAAAAAUAAAAUCUUCAGGUAAAACAUGUGAAUAUAUAUUAGAAAAUGUAAUUUAUAUUAAUAAUAUUUCAUUAAUACAAACUAAUGAAUUAUUAACAACAAUUAAUUUAUAUUCAUUUUAUAAUCCAUGGAAAAAAGAUAUUCAAAUAUUAGGAACAUGCCAAACAAAAUUUAUUCCAUAUCGUGAAAUGUUUUUUACAAAUGAUAUUAUUCAUAUUCGAAAUAUCAUUAUAGAAAAAGGACAAACUAUUCAAAUACAUUGUAAAGAAUUUUUUUUUGUAUUAUAA
Messenger RNA from Rotaria sp. Silwood2, 903 nucleotides. Lineage: Eukaryota; Metazoa; Rotifera; Eurotatoria; Philodinida; Philodinidae. The record is from the annotation of a GenBank genome assembly.